Porites lobata is the source of this 15375-nucleotide messenger RNA. NCBI's taxonomy places the organism in Eukaryota, Metazoa, Cnidaria, Anthozoa, Scleractinia, Poritidae. The record is from the annotation of a GenBank genome assembly.
AUGUCUGAUACGAUUACCAUAGCGAUUUUAAGUCUCACUCUUGUCUUAUCUGUCUUCAUAUUUACUGCAAAUGCUUUCACCGUAUUUGUUUUCUGGAUUCAUCGCCACAAACUAAAGCGAACGUUCCUCAUCGUUUUCAACUUGACUGUCGCUGACCUUCUUGUCGGUCUUGCAGAAACUGCUUUUGUCGGAUUCAAGAUGAAUGACAGAAAGCCCUAUGUAAAAAUUUUUAAGUCCUUUCUAGUUAUAGUUUCGGGUGCAUCGGUAUUUUUUCUCGUGCUUAUUUCACUGGAACGAUCCUUCGCUUUGAAGAGCCCCUUACGACAUCGUGUAACAAGCACCAAGGUUUACAUCCACGGUAUUGUCAUCGUUUGGUUGGCUGGAAUAGCUCUGGGUGCACUGAAAUUACUACCGACAUACGGGAUCUUUGACUUGAAAUAUUACGUUGUCGCUUACUCUGUCAUCAUUGCUCUGUCGUUACUCUUGAUUUGCUUUUCUUAUCUUUCCAUCCGAAAACGUUUUUGCAAGAGAAAUCCUGUUUUGGAUACAGGAUACUGCAGAAAAAGUGUGGAACAAAACACAAAACUCUCCAAGACCAUUUUUUUUGUAAUAGGUGCAUCUGUUGCACUUUGGGCUCCAAGCAUGGCAUUGUACAACUUGAGUCUUUUGUGGGAGGGCUUGUUCCCUGGCUUUGUGAAUUACAUUUUUUGUAUGUUUCAUCUAACCAAUUCUCUUAUUAAUCCAAUAAUUUAUAGUUUGAGAAUGCCUAAAUUCAGGAAAAUUUUGCAACAGCUUAAAAAUAAGUUAAGAGUUCCGCGCUUGAGAUCGAAAAACUAUGCGGGGACAAAGACUCGAGUGACAUAUUGACGCUCAACACGUUUAAAAACGGGCGGCGAUGGAGUUGAAAGUCUUAUUUCAUUUUUGAACACAAAUAAAAUAAUGAUGGGGCUUAAACGGCAAUCAUUUAAAUUGACUUUAAAAUUUACUAAUAGAAUGGAAUCAGCCACUUUCUACAACAGUCCAAUUCAAGACUGCGGUACGCUCACCCGGAAAUUUACAGUCAGUACCCGCGUAUAAGAACCAAGUCAAGAGAAUAUAAAGGGGACAGAGAGGGCAUUCCCCAUAUACACCCUAUUCCAUAGGUAAUUCGUCUAGAGUUAUUUUUAACACCACAGAUCUCAAGGGCGAUUAGACAACAGCCAAUCACAUAGCGCGAAUGUGUUCCGCGUGGAUGACCCACGCUGAGAGCCACGCGUCCUUCACGAAAUGACGCAGAACAAAAUGGGGAAGACGCGGAGAGCGAUUUUGCUAUUCCUUUUGUCAACGAAAACGACUACAGCGAGAUUUCUGCGAAAGCUGUGUCAGCGAAACCGAAAUUAAAAAAGAAUCGCCCUUCCUCUCUUGUAUAGAGCUAACAGUAGAGCAGGGAAAUCCUUAACACACUGAAUAUUCUCUCAGGAUCAUUUAUAAUUUACAGUUUGGAGAGAGCAAUUUCUGGUUUGAUGUUUAUUUUUUUCAGUCUUUAUAGCGAUUAUUCCUACCCACUUACUUUGUUAAUUGUAGGCGACCCUCCUAAAGCUGAAUUUCAAGGGACCAUAUUCAAGCUCAGAGAGAGAAAUAAAAUUUCGUCGUUGCUUAUUUACGUCCUCCAUAAAACGCGAAAUUAGGCAUUUUCACGUCGUAGUCGUGCAAAAACGGGAAAGAAAUGAACAAAAAAGUGUGUUGCACGUGCGAAGUUGUUGUUUUGCUAAUUAAACCUAUUGUUUUUUUGACGUUCUAGUUGUCGUCCCCGUCGUUGGAUCUUAAACUCCCUAAAUUGUACAAACGACCGGUUUCAAUAGACCUGCGAAAUUUCUCAUUUUAUUAAAGCACUGAGGUUAAGACAACUUCGAGUUAAACUGAUUUCACGGGUUGUCAAAGAGUAUAGCGAUUCCUUUUUCCCAGGUGAGCGCCGACUCAUUUCGCUUUAAUAUUCAGGAAUGCUCUCGAUCUUUUUACGCUUUCAUUGCCUCUCGCCCGACAUGUUUUGCACGGCGUUUGGCCUUGCGAAACCUCCACGAAACAUCCACGCCUUGCGCGAGGUAACUUUAUCCCGAUUCUAAAAAUAACUCGAGACGAAUUACCUAUGGAAUAGGGUGUAUAUGGGGGAUGCCCUCUCUGUCCCCUUUAUAGUCUCUUGAACCAAGUGGAUUAAGAGCCUCCUGGCAGAAAUUGACCACUUUUAAUACCCAAAAAUGCAAGAACCUGUUUAGCCAAGCAAGAUCAAGCAGGUUCUUAUAUGUGGGUUACAGUUGAAUUAGUAUAUUAAACAAUUUAACCAAGGAAUGUAACUUUGAGAUGUAAAUUUAACUAUAACAAGAACAUACUGUACCAAACUGUUUAAAAAUUUGGUAUUUGUUAGUAUUAUGAUAAUACAUUAUUAUGAAUAAAUACUGUAUUUUAAGGACCAAACCCAAGUUUAUUUUUCUGGUAAUCAACAUUAAUCUAUUACACUCCUUCAUAAAGCUUAAAUUGCCAAUAAGUACCACAAAAUACAAGAACCUAUUUAGCCAGACUUUAAAAAAAGUAGGUGCUUCUUCGCAGGUGUUUACUUUACUUACGUCGAUUGACAUGAGUCCUAGGUUCUAAUCAUUCACUGCGGUGCUACCAAAAUAUGCCGGCAAAAAACACUGUACCGUGCAUAUCAGUGGAGCAAGUAGAUUUUAAUUACUAUGAUUUAUUAUGAUUCAUUUGAGGUUCAAUUCUGCUAAAACUCAUUAAAUAUACUCCUCGAAUAGAAACCAUUUUUAUGUCUUAUAAACCUCAUUUAAAAUAUCAUCACGUUUUAUGGGGUAAGGUUCAAUAUAAUUACUAAAAUGUUUAAUUGAAUUUCGUUCAAGUGAAGAUAACAGCGGAUUGACUUCCUUCGAUUUGCUAGAUAACAAAAACUGCAAUAUUUAACUAAUACACAAGAAAUUUACUUACAAACCACGUUUUUGCUUGGACCAUAAGAGCAACUUGAUAGGGAACAAUAAAUUGAUUGAAAAAAUGAAGAGUACUCCUUUCGAAAUAUCUACCCUGGAUCUUACACCAACUGUUUUUACUGAUCCGCCAACCACGGUAUACACUCUUAGUUCACCGAUUUCAGAUUAUUCUCAAGGCUUGUUUUCAAAAGUGAUAUGUAAUUGAAUCUUAAACUAAAAUUGCCCUUCGUUUUUUUUUCGCAGCGGGCUAUACGGCUAAACGUUUGCGGUACGGUUCUUAUUCGCGGGUGUUUACUAUACUUAUAAAAUGACUCCUGGGUUGAAACCAUUCAGUGUGCUACCAAAAUAUGCUAACAAAAACACUGUACUCCGCUUGCUUGGACCAUUAUCUUAACAUAAGGGCAACUUGAUUGGGAACAUGAAAUAGAUCGAAAAAAUAAUGAGUACUCCAGUCGAAAGCCUCAAUUUCAUUAUCCACCCUUGAACUCGCUCAACAGUUUUAAAUGAUUCAAACGUUUUGAAUCCACCAAUCACUGUAUACAUGUUAUACGAAUAAGUGUUAGCCAUCAAGAGAACCCUGAGUUCACAGAUUUCAUAUUAUUCUUUGUUUUCAAAUGUGAUAUGUAAAUGAAUCUUACACUAAAAUUGCUGUUCAGUUUUUUUUCUUUUUUUAUCUCAGUGGGUUAUCUAAACAUUGCGGAACUUUUAUUAAGAAUAAAUAUAACAAUGCUUUUCGUUAUUCGAUUCAGCACUCGGUGUCAGUAAAAUAAACAUGAUUUAAUCUUCUCUUUCGAAAGAUGAAUUAAUGUAGUGUAUUUUCUUAUCCUGGUGAUGGGUAUGUUUGUUUUCAAAUAGAUCGACAAUACUACGGUACUGAAGGCGGAUCUUGAGAAAAGGCCAUUUCACAACCUUAUUAAAAAUUAAUCACUACUAUUGGAAAACUCUUCCAAGGUUCAAGUCAAUAUUUAUUCUUAAAACUCAAAUAUUACCGCCAUCAAAGGUGAACUAUAAUCCGGAUCUCAUUUUCUACCAACCUGCCGCUAAGGACUGAAUAUCAAGUCUGACAUUCAGUUCACGUUUCCAGUGAGUUAUGGCUGAUUCCACUGACGUGGUCUUUUUAUGUAUUCUCAGUUUUGCUACGGUCCUCAUUCUUAUUGCUAGUACAUAUACUGUAUUUGCUUUCUGGAUUCAUCGCAAGAAACUAAAACAAACAUUUUUACUUGUUAUUAACUUGGCCUUUGCCGAUCUUUUCGUUGGAUUCACUGGAAUACUGACCGUGAUUGGGGCAUUUGCUUUUCAGCGACAUGCUGGCUUGAAUAAUAUCAGUUACAAUACUUUCUUUCGUAUAUCAGUAUUACUUCAUGGUACCUUUCCAUUUAUAUCCGUGUAUUUUCUGGUACUUAUUUCUCUAGAACGGGCCUUCGCAUUGCUUGGCCGCUUCGACAUCGUGUAGCAAGAAUCAAGUUUUACAUUAACAGUGUUGUUAUCGUAUGGUUAGUUGGGGCUGUUCAAGGUGCAUUGGAAAUUUAGCGCUAUAUGAAGCCAUCAAAAUGGAGUAUAGCAAAGUUGGUGGUGGAUUUUUGAUCUAUUUCUCAUUGGGGACGAUCUGUGUGUCUUAUCUCUCAAUCCGGAAAAGACUCAACAACAGAAAUCGCUACACCACCGCAACCCAAAACGGACAAAUUGUGGAACAAAAUAUAAAACUUUCCAAGACAUUGUUUACUGUAGUCUGUGCGUCAAUUGUUUGUUUGGCUCCUAGUGCUUCUUUUUACAUUGUCAGUUGUUUUCAUCAAGCUCUUUUAGUUAGUUUUUUGAAAUACAUUUUUACAAUUUUAGGUCACGACAGUGUAAUUCUCUUGUUAACCCAAUAAUUUGUAGUUUUAAUAUGCCGAUAUUUAGGAAAACUUUAAAACAACUGAAAAAUAGGAUGAAAAUUCCGAGACCGUUCAGAAAGUACAGAGUAUAAAGUGAAGAAACCUGGAAAUAUGACAGUUUAAAGUCGCAUAAAGUUGAAAAAAUAGUUGUUUAACCAUCAUCUACUCCUAGUUUAACUCAUAAGAAGCUAAGUCGGAAACUCUUUAACCAAAAACAAUACUACAUUAAAUCCUGAUUUUAUCCUUCGUUGAAUGUAAAACAUUUUAAUAAUGCACUUAUAGAGGAAGAAGUGCCCUUAUUUACCAUUCAUUCAUUCAUACACAUACCCUAUUACAUUAAUAUAUAGAUUUAGCCAGGGCUAAAAGCGAAGCUCCUAUUAACUCGAAUUUAUAAUUUAAAUCAAACAAUAUACUUGUAUUCCACAAUUCAGAGCACAUUCAUGUGAAUUUUGAGGAAAAGGUUAAGUGAUUUUAGAGAAAAAUAAUUUGCAAACAGUCCAAGCUAAGAGUGAACUUAAUCUUACAUCGAGUUGAUAGCCUUAUAUGUACACCCAAAAAAUAGCAAUCAUCUUUGAUCACAUUUAAGAGCGAUAAAGGCUCUUGAUCACAGUAGAUUAGGCCUGGAAAACAAAUCAGGCCGAAUUGUUUGCGUUCGACAAGUUUACUUUACAAAAUCUUUCCAACAAGUCUGGGACGUGUAAACCAUCCUUUUAUACUUUUAAUACAUCACAUCUGAGGUGAAACCGUACCAUGAGGCGCUGUUUUUAUCAAACAGACCUCGGACAGAGUGCAGUAUUUUACAAUUUUGCAAUACAAAUAUUGCACUCAUUCAAUAUUCAGGACGAUCGAAGCACGCGUGGGCUUUUAGCGAAUUUAAACCGUUAAAAAAUUUCCAAAAUCAUCUAUACGGCUAGCCGGUUCUCACUUUUGACAAGCGCCAGAGACGACUGUUUAAAUUAAGACUAAGAGAAGUACGCUUCAACAUAAUAAAGAAUUUAUUAUGUUUGUUUUUUAUUUAAUGGUUUUAUAACGAUGUGUAAUCUUCAAAAGCGUUUGAUACGUGGGGCAUUUUGACUACUGCAUGCAAGCGAUGUUUAUGAGCGACUGAAAACAAACGGUACAGCGAUUAAAAUUGCAAAAGAGACAACUAACAAUCAAUAAAAGGAAAAUAAUUCGGUGAAACAUAUACAGAGACAACACUUUUCAUUCACGAAGACAAGUAUUAAAGUGUCUCUGAAAAUCCUUGUUUAUGUUUUAAGCCGGCUUCCCGGUGUUUGCUUUUUUCAAAGAUGAACUCGAGGCAAGAAAAUCGCUCAAAGCUUUCUUUUACAGCCAGAAUUAUAACUAAAUAUUCUUUGGAACCCUUUUUUUUUCUAUUUGCGGUGAGAAAAUGCCUAAAGGCUUUUUAAAGUUUUAUAAGUUUAUAAUCAAACCUGAUACUCGGUCAGAUCAUUGUCUCAAAUCUUACAAACGUGCAUAAACUAAAUAGCCCCAUAAACUACGCUCGACUUCAUUAAAUUAGAUAUAAAAAACAAACAUCAAAUACAACAAUCACUCAAGCUUACCACUCGAGAUGCACUGAAAACUAUCAAGUAAGGCCAGAAUCACUUCAGACUUUUCAACCCUCUUACGCAUCAAGCAAGGUGAAAAACGAAAACGAUGGCAUCCGAAAUCGGAUUUCUGACUUUGACAAGCGACGUGUUUCUCAACCAAAAACCCAACAAACAAACUAGCCAUAACUAACAGAAGACUCUUGAUAGCAGCUGAAUUUCAUUUUGUACAUUCAGUGGAAAAAGACAGUUAAAAACAUCACAAGUUGACACAAAACUCUGUCAGCUUCAGCUGUCAAAGUAAACAAGUUUCAAGAUGCUGCAUGAAUUUUCCGCGUGAACUCACCUGUCAAAUUUUGACCAAUCAGAGCAUAAAAAUUUGGACGUAGAGCGUGGCCAACGCAUGACCUUGGUGAGAAAAGUCAAAAGCAACUGGCAUGUCUUCCCUGCCUGUAAAAACUGGCUGAAUUUUAGCUUCCGAGGUCAGUUUAAAAUCAAAAUUUUAAUUGUGCGGCACAUAUAAAACACAACAUAUUACACGUGAAUUAAAAAAAAUCAAACUUGAGCCUGUGAUCAUUUGAAAACUAGUAACUUGUCAGCGGAUAACUUCAAAAAGAUACUAGACCUCAAUGGGUCGACACCUGAGCCCGCGAUACGGUCAGGUGAUACUGCUCAGCGGAUACCCUGUUUUGACAGCUGUCAACUGAUCACAACAUUGAUGUGCAAGAUGUGUGCAAUAUCAGUCUUCCUGUGCUCCCAAACUGGCUAGAAAGUGUGAGAUUGAACAUUGGUUUCCCUGUGGUGCGGACGAACGGGCGGGCUGUGUACGGUCACGUGAUUACCAAAUUUUCUGGGAUGGAUAGAUUUACUUACCCAUGGUGCUCCGCAGGCGCGCUUCGCGCGCCAGAGCUCCGCUAUUACAAGGCAGGAGAUGAACUUUUAGACGAGUGCGAUCUCCCCCUUAUUCUAAAUAGAUGUAAAGAAUACAGAAUGGGGGCUUCCUGAUUUAAGAACUUAUAUGUACUAAAAACUUAAAACCUAUAGAAUAUCAUUGCCAUUAUUUGUUUCCUAUAAGGCUUCAAAAUCACAUCAUCCUAUGUUUUAUAACCGAUAUUGUUCAUCCGAUAUCUUAAAAUAAUUAAGAAGACCUUUAACCAAUCAAAAAUUGGUUGAAAUUUUAAAUCGAUCGGAAAAUUGCUCUGUUGGCAGCGAAUUCUGAAACAUGACAAGGGAACGCUAUAUGUGAAUAGUUUUUCUAACAGCUUAGAUUUUUAGGCAAGGUAAGCGAACGGGCAAGUUUUAUGUAAUGGUGAGACUGGAGAAUUGCAGGCGAUGGGAUAGAAAAGGACGAGCUGAACUGAGACAAACAAUUUCUGCAUAACGUCAUUGAUCAAGUGGGUAUUGCUACCACGAAGACAAGGUAAGGCAGGAAUACUAUACUUUGCGAGCAAAUAAUAUAAUUAUAGUAUUUUAAAUCGAACGAUACUAAAUAUAUUUCAAUUCCCUUUCACUCAUUUGAAGCAGACUGUCUAGCUUUUUCUUUGCGCAGCUUUAUUGUGAUUCUCAUAUAGAAUCAGAAAUAAAUGAAAACGUAUCCGUCCAAACAUAAACUUGGUUGUAAAUGAGUGGUCCCUCUUUGUCGCCCCAUGUACGGGAAUCCAUGACAAUCUUGGAUUAUGGAUUCCACACCAUGGAUUCCUCAUUCCAGCUACAGGAUUUUAGUGUCUGACGUCGGUGGGACUUGGUUUCUGGAUUCCAGUCGCUAGUGGGCUUCCGUAGUCCUUGAGCAGUAUUUCUGAUUUCACAAGUAAAAAUUGCCCGGAUGUUGUUCCCUUGGAUGGGACAACUCUUUUACCGUUUAUAAAAUAACUAAGAUAGUACGCGCGCUUCAAUUGGCCGAGAGGCGUGUUUGCAUGAGAUUAUAUAUGUAAACAUGGUUGUGAUGUCAAGAUGUUUUGCUUUUCGCGCGCUAAUUCACGCAAGCACGAAUUUGAAAAAGGCUUUGAGUUGAAAAACUCGAGGGGUUGAGAGAGAAUUCUCGACAGUUAUGCAAACCCUCGACUUCGUCUCGGGUUUGCAUAACUUGUCUCGAAUUCUCCCAACCCCUCUUGUGUUUAUAUCAGGCUAUGCACACACAGAAAACGUUUUCUAUUGCUUAAGUAAUCCUUGAAACGCCUGACCUAAGACGUUGCUAACAGUCAAAUCCGUUCCUACCGUUACACUUGGCAAAAAGGUUGAUAAAUUCGCUACCUUUCGGUUUGAAGGAUAAAAAUACCCAAUAUGUCUAGAUGAAGUUUAUUUGGGUAACCGCGGUACUCGCGUUAAGCAAUUCUCAAUCUACUUUACUUACUCAUUAGGGAUCUUAAACAAGCACGACAACCAAACCGACAACAUGAGAAAACAUGUGGCUUUACGGGCAAAAGAAUAUACCUUCAUUUGCAUCACUAUUUUUGUUACAUUUCUUCAACGUUUACUGCACGACUACGACGUGAAACUUCAUGAUAAGACGUUUGUGGAGUACAUGAACACACGGCAAAUUCUCCUUUCUCUUUCUAGACCUGGAUAAAAUCCUUAAGAACUCAACUCCAGACAAAAUCGUCAGGACCCGUUUAACAAAUUGAGCGGGUUCUAAAUAGACGCAAAAAUGUUUUAAAAAACGCAUCAAGUUCAGUUUUUUAGCGAUGUUUCCACUGCCGCCGUCCUCAACAAGUUGACGAAAUUGUUUCUUCAGGAAACACACAAAAAAAAUACUUAAGUUAUAUUGUUCAAAGCAGGAAACUAAUUUCUAUCUUUCCCCCACCAAUCACCAAUCACCGUGUAUGAUUUAUGUUUAAUUUCUAAAAUGCACCUGCUUCAAAAUUCAGGAUGAUCCUUGUCACCUUUAAAAAAGUAUCUCGCUGUCAAAGGGUCCAACCAUCACGUUCUGCCAACGUCAUGUCUUAUACACCUGCCAUCACAAUAUUGAAGUACUUUUCAAUUUUCCAGGGUCUCUGUAUUUUUACUGGAAAUUUUAUCACUAUGAUUGUUUUUUGGAUUCACCGAUACAAGUUAAAGCGAACCUCUUUCCUUCUUAUCAACUUGGCUGUUGCAGAUCUGCUCGCUGGACUGACACAAGCGGCUAUUGCAGCGAAAGCACAUCCACAAACUAUUUCAGCAGACAUUUUAACUUGCUUUCAGGCCGCAUUUUUGGCUGCAUCUGUACUUUUUCUCGUUUCCAUCUCACUGGAACGAGCCUAUGCAUUGAUUUACCCUCUUCUUCGACAUCGAGUAACAAGCACCACUGCUUACAUCAACACUAUCAUAAUCGUGUGGUUGAUUGCAGUAACUUGGGGUGCAUCUUGUCUGUUAGUUGUGUUCGACAUCUUCGAAUUCAAAUUUUACAUUGGAGCCUUCUCUGUUACUGUUUUUAUUGGUUUGGUUACUAUCUGCUUGUGUUACGUGGCAAUCCAAGCUAAACUUCGUCAAGAAAGUACAGUUAUCGACCCGGCAAAUAACAGACACAAUGCUGAGCGAAACACAAAGCUUUCCAAGACUUUCUGCAUUGUCAUAAGCGCGUCUGUGGCUCUUUGGGUUCCAGGACUUGUAUUUAGCUGUAUUUAUUUUAUUUUUCCUUGGUAUUCUGUGAUUAUGAACUACGUCUCCUUUAUUCUACACCAAACUAAUUCUCUCUUGAAUCCGAUUAUUUACAGUUUAAGGAUGCCAUUUUUUAAGGAAUCGUUUAAGCGUCUGAAAAACAAGAUGAAAAUUCGAAAGCAAACGAAAAUGUACAGAGUUAAAUUUCAAACGUCAAAAACAGAAACCUAAGCUGUGUCUAGCUGUGUCUAAUGGCUUCCGUCUUAAAUUGCUUUCCCUCUUGGGUGUAAAUAACAUGGCAUUAAGGAACCGAGUCAUUUCAGCGGAAAGUACAAAAUAUGAAUGGUGAACGGAAAACCCGUCAGGGAUUCGUGACACUUGUACUUCCAUAGCUGAUGAGGUGAUAUUCCAUUAAUAAUAAAUAUGUCAAAAAGUGUCAAAUGAUUUUCGAGGCAGACGUUUCGGGUGUAUGAAAGUACAAAAUAUAUUGUAUUUAGUUUAUUUCCUACAUAAUUCUGUUCCAUCUUGCGGUUUUUAAAACUUAAUUUCCUUGACAAUACAAAAUGCAAAUAUAAAGUAGUAAUUAAAACACUGGAUGAAAAUGAAGACCUUAGGACACCUGAAUCAAUUUCGAUUUUGGUGGAAGCCACUUCUGAGGCAAUGGUAAUUUCUAAAUCUUUGGAGAUCUUUAAGUCCUGGGGCAAAAUAAAACCUUGCAUGAGGAUCCUUAGCAGUUACGCAUUCUUGUUUUAACAAAAAAUAAAUCGCUGUCGGUACAAGGGCCAAUGUAAUAAUACUGGUACAAGUGUAAUUAAGAAAUGUAGCUGUUGAAUGUUUUCGGAACAAUAAACAAUUAGCUUUCACUCGAAAUUACACUUGUAAAAGUUAUAUUAAAUUGAUCCAAGGUUCUUUCAUGUCUUUUUAAGAAUACGGAGCUGUUUGUUCUCAUAAUAUAUAGCAAUGUAGUAAGUCCCUACGACGAUAAAUAGACUUUGGCGUUUGCACAAAAUUUAAAAGUUUUGUCGUCACGGCGAUAGUUUGUUUUUGAAACGUUAUUCGCAUCUAAGAAAGUGAAACUUUUCAUUUAACCAGAAACGUCAAUUAAAGAACUUAAAAUGGUCAUGUUCGCGAAAUAAGAUUACCCGACGAAGGAUAGCUGUCAAAGAACAAAAGAUGUUGUCGCCUGACAAAAAAUUGUAGGCCUCCAAAUGUUUUCGACGGUAUGGGAUCUUUGAAGUUUGUUAACAGUUGAGAAAAUUUUAGUAGGUGGAAAAAAUCGUCCGCAUUCAAGGAAUGGCUUCCCGUUGACCAAUUGUUUGCCUGAACAAACAAAAUUUUGGGCAGUAGUGAAAACAGGGCCUAAAUAUUGAAUUGUUUUCCUUGUGAAUUGUUCAUAUAAUUUUUGGGGGAUCACUAACAUCGCUUGAAUAAAACGGAAUACAUAAAAACAAAUGAACAUAUUUUUUUUUCCUUUUCAAAUUGCAGAAUAAUUGAUAAGUUAUUUGUGUAAUGGCAGGUGGGGUGUUGUUUUUAAGUAAUCUUGUAUCCUGCUGUAAACCUACCUCAGAUUAUUAGUAUUUAGUAUUUUACAGAUAUUGUAAUCUGGAACUUGAUUAAAGUUAAAGUUAAAGAAGAUGCAUGAUUCAUCGUCUUCUUCACAAUACCUUUGUUGAGCUUGUCGUUUAUAAGCUAAAUAACGUGGUUUUGUCAAUAGCGCUGCACUUUCGCCCAUCUUUGUUUAACAGGAAAGUGGUGAACUUUAGUGCUAUUUACAGGAGCGUUUAUGUUUGGUAACCAUUAAUUUUUACAAUUUGCACCAUACCUUAUAAUAAGAAAUUAACGCUAGAUGAAAUUGAAAUUCGCAUUAAUUCAAUUCGCGUUAAUUUAAAAUAUAAGGAGUCUGACGUUUUAAUUUAAAAAAAUUAAAAACCUCUGAGUAGAUCGUACACGCUAGCCAUGAUGUUUUAAACACUACUACGGCUUUGAGUAAAGUCGAAGUGUUGUUACCCGUAGUGAACAUCUUGUAACAUCUUUUUAAAAACAUCUUGUCUAACUAAACCGAUUUUUGUGAAGACAUCCUUCCUUGGAAAAGUAUUUUGUCUCCCAUGGCCGUUACUACUUUUCUAAGUUACACAUACAUAAGACAGCUUCUUAUUUUAACGUCACGUUUUCAAUUGUCAUAUUUCAUAUUUCAAGUUAUAUAUGUUACAGGUCUUCAUUGCUAACAGUGUACUUUUUCGAUCGCUUUGGAAUUUUAAACUUAUUUUUCAGUUGUCUAAAGGUUUUCAUGAAUAUUGGCAUUCUCAAACUAUAAAUUAUUGGGUUUACGAGAGAAUUACUUAGAUGUAACAUGGUGAUGAUAUAAUUCACAAAGUCAGGAUACACGAUAACACAGUUUACCUAGAGUGUAAACUGUAACACUCGGAGCCCAAAACGCAAUAGACACACCUACCAUUUUUUUAGCAAUGUUUUAACUGCCGCCGUCCUCAUCGUGGUUGCUUUAGCCUCCCUAAUCAUAAUAACAAGAUGACGAAAUUGUUUCUUCAGGCAACACAAAAGAGAAAUACUUAAUUCAUGCUGUUCAAAGCAGGAAACUAAUUUCUAUCUUUCCCCCACCAAUCACCAAUCACAGUGUAUGAUUUAUGUUUUAUUUCUAAUAGUGCACCUGCAUGAAAGCUGAGCAUGCUCCUUGUCACCUUUAAUUUUAAAAAGUAUCUCGCAUCAAAGGGUCCAACCAUCGCGUUCUGUAUACGUCAUGUCUUAUACGGCUGCUAUCACAAUAUUGAAGUACGUGGCAAUUUUCCAGGGUCUCUGCAUUUUUACUGGAAAUUUUAUCACUAUGAUUGUUUUUUGGAUUCACCGAUACAAGUUAAAGCGAACGUCUUUUCUUCUUAUCAACUUGGCUGUUGCGGAUCUGCUCUCUGGACUGACACAAGCGGCUAUGGCAGCCCAACCCAUUCCACAAACCAUUUCAGCAGACAUAUCAGCUUGCUUUCAAGCUGCAUUUUUGGCCGCAUCUUUACUUUUCCUCGUUUUCAUCUCACUGGAACGAGCCUAUGCAUUGAUUUACCCUCUUCGACAUCGAGUAACAAGCACCAAUGCUUACAUCUACACCAUCAUAAUCGUGUGGUUGAUUGCAAUAACUUGGGGUACAUCUCGUCUGUUAGUUGUGUACGACAUCUUCGAAUACAAAUUUUACACGGCAGCCUUCUCCUUUGCCAUUUUGUUUUGUUUGGUUACUAUCUGCUUGUCUUACAUGGCAAUCCGAGCAAAACUUAGUCAAGAAAGUCCAGCUAUCGACCCGGCAAAUAACAGACUCAACACUUACCGAAACACAAAGCUUUCCAGCACUUUCUGUAUUGUCAUAAGCGCGUCUGUGGCUCUUUGGGUCCCUGGACUUGUAUUUUACUGUAUUUAUUAUUUUUUGCCGGGGCAUUCAAUGAUUACGAACUACGUCUCCUUUAUUUUACAUCAAACUAAUUCUCUCUUGAAUCCGAUUAUUUAUAGUUUAAGGAUGCCGUUCUUUAAGGAAACGUUUAAACGCCUGAAAAACAAGAUGAAAAUUCGAAAGCAAACAAAAACAUACACAGUUAGUUGUCGAACGUUAAAAACAAAAACAUAAGCUGCCUAUAGUAAAGAGUGGUACAAACAGUUACGCGAUACAGCUGAUGAGCUCUCCAGUUUCUGUUGUUGCAAACCACCGAGGAACAAGCCCUAGCUACUUAGUAAAGAGUGGUAUAAUAAGUUUCUUUCCAAAAUCAUAAAAAAAUAAAAACAUGAAUAUUUCACUUUGAACAAUCAAAAAUUUUAAAGUUUCUUGUUUUUCGUGUUCGAUCAUUUGAUGCGUUCUGCAAAAUUUUAAGGCUUAAAAAUUCGGCACGGGGUUUUUUAGUACAAGAAUUUUUUUGGUUUUGUUGGAAGCCUUAGAGAUUUGUUUAGGUUUUGAUUUUACCCCCAUUCGAUAUCGUCGCCGCAUAGUUAGCUGGUGUUUCUUUGGUUUCAUUACCCUGGCUGGCUAGCUACGGAAUCUGUCAGUUUUCUCACUAUAUCCUCACUUCUUCUUAUCGCUGGCAACGAUAUGUACAUCAUACCUAGCAAUCCGAAAACGACUUAAAGGCAGUGACCCCACAAUCGGUACAAAACAUCAUCGAACAAUGGUUGAGCAAAACACAAGGAAACUUUCCAAAACUUUGUUCCUUAUGACAAGAGCAUCUGCUGCAUUUUGGGUUCAAGCCUUGUUUUAUUCUCGUACCUAACGUUCGCUUUAGAAUUUUUUUCUGAAUUUAUAAAAUAUUCGUUCACCAUAAUUCGUCUGUGCAAAUCCACUGAUUUACAGUUUAGAAAUGCAAAUAUUCAUUCAAAGUCUUAGACGAUUUCAUUGUAAAAAUUCGAAAACAGCCGAAAAAUACGCAGUUAAUUAACGAUGGAACCUUCAAAAACACUGCAAAGAAAGAUUUUACCUUUUAAUUUUCCUUUAUUUUGCUUGUAUAACGAGAAAUAGUUUUAUACGGCACUGAAAGGUACAGACAUACUUAAUAAUCAUUCCUGAAAACCAGUGCCUGACGGAAAAAAAGUGACAAAGAAAGUAGAGACUUACUCUUCUCUAUAACAAGAUAGAUGUUAUUAAUGACAUAAACGUAAUUAAAGUUUUUAAUAGCUGAGUUUAAAGUUUGAAUAGAUGUACUUUUAAUGGAGUCCUUUGUCCCUGAUCCUUAUAAACACGGUUGCUAGUUAAUCAGUACCCUGCAUGUGUGCUUUUUGUCAUUCUUAAUUAAAACCUAAGACAAUGUACUGUGUUUGGUUCCGGUUUAUAGCAUUGCUAAAUUAAUAAUUCAUCUCAUCAUAAUUUAUUUCGCUUUUGACCUAUGACAGGUAUUACUGGAUGUCAGCCUUGGCAGUCCUUAUGCUUAAUAUUUCUUUAAUAUUAAGGGGAUCACUAUGGCCAAUCGGUGGUGCUGUCAAAACAAAGGCAAACCUACAACACCACACCUUUUAUAAAGGUUGACUCAGCUAUCCCAAGUGAACAACACGUCAGCAAAUUCAAGCUGCUCUGAAGAUUCUAGCCGUUUUCAAUACAUCCAAAACACCCUAAACAUUAUCUUUGUUAUGUCUGAUACGAUUACCAUAGCGAUUUUAAGUCUCACUCUUGUCUUAUCUGUCUUCAUAUUUACUGCAAAUGCUUUCACCGUAUUUGUUUUCUGGAUUCAUCGCCACAAACUAAAGCGAACGUUCCUCAUCGUUUUCAACUUGACUGUCGCUGACCUUCUUGUCGGUCUUGCAGAAACUGCUUUUGUCGGAUUCAAGAUGAAUGACAGAAAGCCCUAUGUAAAAAUUUUUAAGUCCUUUCUAGUUAUAGUUUCGGGUGCAUCGGUAUUUUUCUCGUGCUUAUUUCACUGGAACGAUCCUUCGCUUUGA